Molecule: messenger RNA, 2587 nt
Organism: Oreochromis aureus
Lineage: Eukaryota; Metazoa; Chordata; Actinopteri; Cichliformes; Cichlidae
Product: zinc finger protein 2-like
Exons: 3
Coding region: 141-1310 (389 amino acids)
Biological process (GO): regulation of transcription by RNA polymerase II
Molecular function (GO): RNA polymerase II cis-regulatory region sequence-specific DNA binding; DNA-binding transcription factor activity, RNA polymerase II-specific
Source: RefSeq, a predicted model, not a curated record
GCCAAUAAACAAUAUAAAGAAGAGGAAGCAGUCCGCGGCUACGAGCUGUGCUUGCAGCCGUAGCAGUUUUCACUUAAAGCUCUGUGGAUAGAGGCUGUGGCAAGCUUUCUCUUUUACGGAUCAUUAGAGAGGCUGCAGCAAUGGGCCCAGACACCACACCUGUCCCUAAAACAGAAUCUGCAGAGGAAAGUCCAGAAAUAGUGGUGGUGAAAAUAAUCUCAGAAUCAGAUUCCAGUGAUGCUUCAGUGACCGAGCCAGAGAACAAACAGCCACAGAGCAACACAUCAGACAAGUGUUACCCUUGCACUGUCUGUGGCAAGGUAUUUGACAGACCGUCAAAGCUAGAGUGGCAUAAACCUGUACACACGAGGAAGCCCAAGACUCUUCAUGAGUGUGAGGAUUGUAAUAUAAGCUUUACAAAACAAGAGACGCUGAUCCGACACCAGAAUUGCCACAGUAGGACUAACAAGCAUCCCUGUCCUGACUGUGGAAAAGUGUUCAAUAGACCCUCAAGGUUAGAGAGGCAUAAACGCACACACACAAAACAACCCAAGGUACCUCAUCAGUGUUCAUACUGCAUGAAGACGUUCAGAAAACUUAACAAACUCAUUCGUCACAAGCGUAUGCACACUGGAGAGAAGCCUUUCACCUGUUCGGUCUGCGGUAAGGGAUUCUCCGAGUCAGGUCACUGCAAAGCACACGAAAAGACACACGAGGAGCAGCCAGAAAAACCUCACAGUUGUGCGGAUUGCGGGAUGUGUUUCUUCAAGGCCUCGUCACUUCGUAGGCACUUCAGCUCCCACACAGGAGAGAAGCCUUUCAAAUGCACCUUGUGUGAGAGCUGCUUCUCUCGCUCUGAGGGACUGAAAAGGCACAUGAGGAGCCACACAGGGGAAAGACCAUACAAAUGCAUUAUCUGUGGCAAGCAGUUUUAUUCUCGCCAGGAUUUGAAUAUUCACGGAUUGACCCACACAGGGGAGAAGCCACAUCUUUGCCCUGUGUGUGGUAAAGGCUUUUCACAGCUGGGCAACAUGAAAGAGCAUGAACAAAAUGUUCAUAUUAAGUCAGAAAAUUAUAUUUGUAGUGAUUGUGGAGCAACUUUCACACGAAACACGUCACUGACAAAGCAUCGGCGGACACAUACUGGAGAAAGACCCUAUCUGUGCCUCACCUGCGGCUGCAGGUUUUCAUGGAGCCAUUCCCUUAGCAGACACCGGAGGUCACAUGCACACAGACAGAUGGCUGGGGACACAUCCAAAGAAAUACUAAGUUUUGAAGGACCUUCAGAGAAUCCCGACAGUGUAACGUAAAAGCCGAGUACUUUUUAAAAGCACUUUUCCUCUUCAUUUAGUUUUGCUGAAAAGAAAGAGCGAGAAGCUCAAGCUCAAGAUGUGUUUGCUGAAGUCUGUAUUUAUUGGAAUACAGCAGCAGUUAAAAUUCUGGAUAUGCCUAGGAUAUGUACUGUUUGAUCUCACAGCUCAGUGUAGGUCUGCUCUGUUCACUGUUAUGACAUGUGGUGUGGCUAUAGUUUAAGAAUAUUUCAUAGUACUUUACCAAAGGACAAGAUAAUAGAGUUGCCCUGCCAAAUGGCUGGAAAGUUUCUCUGGACCUACAGUUAUAUCAGUAAAAAUUAAAUGAAUGAAGAACAUAGAGGUACUCCACUCUUGAGUGCAGUAGCAUUUUUCAGCUCAUACAAGUUGUGAAAAAAAUUAAAUGAACAAAGAACAUUGUACUUUUUAAGUUUUUAUAUCAGUAUAAUUUUAUAUUUGAUGUACAACAUAUAUAUGAUGUAGUUGUGUAAUCCAAUGAUUUUAUCUCAUUCAUGCAUGAUAGCUUACAUUCAAUAAAGAUACAUUGUGACGUACUGUGAUUAACUUUGUAGUAAUACCAGACAAUGGGCGUUCAAUGUUUUUAUACUGAUAAUCAGUAAAUGUGCUGAAAUGUAUUUUUAUUUGUUCUAUUAUGUCCCAGAUUCUUCUGUGACAUGUUGUGUAUUUGCGAAGUAAGAGAUUUUUGAGUUUUUUGUAUAAUGUCAGUACAGGUCACAGAUUCAUUUAUUAGGCUUUAUCCAUAGUGCAAAUACAGUAAAAUGUAGCCUACAAAUGCAGUAGCAUGGAUUUUCCAGUGUAAUUUGCCAAUUAUAUUUAAUUGUUUUUGUGGGCGCCUGUUUCAAAUGUGAAAUUUCCAUGAAUUACGUGAAUGCAGCAAAGAAACAUCUUGCAGCUGGUGGAGCCUGAUUGAUCUUGCUAAGCGACUGUUUGGUGUGGAACUACUUAACCUGCCUGAGAAAAAAUAGUUACCGCUAUUUUAACAAAAUUUGAAUUUACUGGUUAAGGUACUUUUACAGUUUUUUUGGGUGAAUAAAAGACAGUUAGUUUGAUAAUGGAUCUUUACAUAGAAAGCAUACCUGGGUUCGCACUGGAAGCUGUUAUUGGCUUUACCUGUAAGUUUUUUUUUCCCCUGCAAACAUAAAUUAAGUAGCAUGCUAAGUACUGUACAAAAAUUUGUACAGUAAAUUCUAUAAAAUCUAUAUCUUACAUACUUAACAAGAACAGGAACGUUUCUGUCAUUGAAUUGCUUAUCUAUU